UCCUCCGCCCUCCCAAAAGCCGCCCCCUUCCCAAAGAAAAAGCACCACAACGCGCCGCCGCCUUCUCCGAUCUCUUCCCCCUCCGAUCCCCACAGGAGCCGUCGCGGCCGAGGAAGAAGCAGCAGCAGAUCCAUGGCGGCGCUGGGAUCGAAGCUGGCGCAGCUGCAGGGCAAGGCCUGCGAGGCGACCAGGUUCGUGGCCAAGCACGGCUGCGCCUACUCCAAGAACCUCCUCGAGAAGAACAAGCAGUACGUCGUCGAGCCCCCCACCGUCGAGAAGUGCCAGGAGCUCUCCAAGCAGCUCUUCUACACCCGGCUCGCCAGCCUUCCUGGCCGCUACGAAUCAUUCUGGAAGGAGACGAGCCAAGUGAAGCAGCUGUGGAAGAACAGGAAUGACCUGAACGUGGAGCACGCGGGCAUCGCCGCGCUGUUUGGCCUCGAGUUGUACGGGUGGUUCUGCCUUGGUGAGAUCGCCGGCCGGGGAUUCACCUUCACGGGCUACCAAGUCUGAGCGCCUGGAUUUCAGUCCACGUUCGUCGACUAAGAGUUGGAGACUGUUAGCCAAUCGGUUUUUUUGUGAUCUGAUGAGGAAGUUCAUUGUUCAGGAGUAUUAUUCUUGCUGCUGGUGAAUUACAUAUACAUCUCAGUAAAUUCGAUGAUGUGGCACAAUAAUUUGUCGAAAUACUUAGUUAAAAGACCUUGAUGGGAUGACAUAAUCUGCGAAUUGCGAUGCCAUGAUUGCCUGUUUUAUGUA
This is a messenger RNA of Lolium rigidum, 753 nucleotides long. RefSeq lists its product as uncharacterized. NCBI's taxonomy places the organism in Eukaryota, Viridiplantae, Streptophyta, Magnoliopsida, Poales, Poaceae. The coding region runs from base 133 to 510 and encodes 125 amino acids. The record is from RefSeq and is a predicted model, not a curated record. Gene Ontology annotation, biological process: proton motive force-driven ATP synthesis. The transcript is spliced from 3 exons. Gene Ontology annotation, molecular function: proton transmembrane transporter activity.